Molecule: messenger RNA, 2331 nt
Organism: Cutaneotrichosporon oleaginosum
Lineage: Eukaryota; Fungi; Basidiomycota; Tremellomycetes; Trichosporonales; Trichosporonaceae
Biological process (GO): DNA-templated transcription; regulation of DNA-templated transcription
Molecular function (GO): DNA-binding transcription factor activity, RNA polymerase II-specific; DNA binding; zinc ion binding
Source: RefSeq, a predicted model, not a curated record
CUUGUCCAUCACUCCAUUCGCCAUACGCAAUCCGCCACUAGCGCACCAGCACAAGCCAUGAACAUCGAUCAGCUGGGGGACCUCUUCGGCCCGCGGCAGAUGCGCAACUGCCUGCCAUGCAAGAAGCGCAAGAUCAAAUGCGACAGGAAGAUCCCAUGCGGGCCAUGUGCGCUGCGGAGGGACAUCAAGAGCUGUACCCCGGCGCUUGGGCGUCUCGAGGAGAUGGGCGGCGACGUCGCGUCCGUGUCCUCGACAGCAGACGGCUACGUCUCCUCGAAUGAGUUCCAGCUUCUCGCGAGCAAGGUUGAAGCGCUGCAAGCUAAGGUGCAGGAGCUCGAGGCGCGGGUCGGCUCCGGACCCCGGCAUCCCGCGUCGUCGGCGAGCACGGCUGCCUCACCUGCGCCGCAAGCCAAGGUCAUGAGCCGGCGGCACAUGGCCGACGACGAAAUGGUGUACGCCCUCGAAGACUUUCAGGGUGGGCACCGCAUCAACGCGAUGCGUAACAUCAGUGACUCCCCGGAGAUCACGACUGUGCGCUUUGGCAAUGGCGAGGGUGGGCACGACGUGUCGACUGCGCCCGCGGAUGUCACCGACGACCACCCCCUUUCGUUUGUCAUCACGCCCGGCACAGACUACCUCGCCAAAGCUCUCGCUCUUUUACCGGACCGACAGACGUGCGAACUCCUCGUCAACCAGUACUUUGAGAACGUGGAGUGGUUCCAACGUUGCCUGCACUACCCUUCGUUCAUGCACCAGUGCCGACAGUUCUGGACAGCGCCGCCACCGACCAGCCAGCUUAGUGCUGAUUUCAUCUGCACAUACAUCAUGGUCAUCUGUCUGGGCCUGCGGACUGUCGUCAACAACUUGCCCGGGAUGAACAACGCUCUAGCUCUCGCCGACCAGCUGUAUCAUGUCGCCGAAGGCGUGAUGUGGUGCUCGCGCUUCCUGAACCGCCAGACGUUCGAGUCCCUACAAGCCAUCUCACUGAUGACUAUUUACGGGUUCGGCAUGGAGGAUGGCUCGGAUGCGACCUGGGCUCUCCUCGGCACGGCUGUCAAGAUUGCUCAGAACCUCGGCAUGAACCGUCUCGAGGCUGAGGCGGCUGACAAAGUGUGGUCACCCGUGUGGAACACCCGUUUGAGACGCGAGAUGGGACGGCGCGUGUGGUGGACAUUUGUGUCCCUCGACUGGGCACAUGCCAUCGCCCACGGCUCUACCUACGUGAUUCACCCAACGCAGAAUCUCACCGCGCUGCCGCUCAAUAUCGAGGAAGAGCUGCUUGACGACCCUAACGCGCAGCCGCAGCCGCUUUCGACGUAUACUCACAUGAGCAUGCACAUCUUCCGAUUUAAAUUCGUCCAGAUGUACCGCGAAAUCACGGACCACAUGAUGACGCACCAAAACCCGUCGUAUCAGUUCAUCCUGGCCAUGGACGAUCAGAUUAUCGAGUUGGCGCGCAAUUUGCCAAAGCACUUUGGUGACCCGACAGACCUGCCUGGCGAUGCGGAGCCUAGCCUUGUCCUCGACAGCAUCUUCCUCAACAUCACCGCCAACAUCCGUCUGAUCCGCUUGCACCGGCCUUACCUUCUCCGAGGAUAUCAGGACCCGCGCUACCAUCGGUCGAAGGAUCGCUGCGUGUCCGCUUCGCAAACGGUGCUUCAGCUCAUCGAGCUCGCGACCCGUCGCGCACCCGUUCUUCUCGGCUUCUGGACUGUGCUAUUCUACGCCUUUUCAGCGGCUGUGCCCGUGGUCAUCGAUCACCUGUUUGACCCGACGGAUGAGAAACGCCAAAGCGUGCUCCAAAUUCUUGAGACGUUCCGCGAGCACACAGCCCUCUCACCUGCAGCCAGGAAGAGCGUGUUUGUUCUCGAGCGCCUUCUCGAGGUCGAGAACCAGUUCCGUGAUCCAACUACGGGAGAAGCGUCGAUGAAGCGCCGCCGUGGCGAGAACGGGCCGGAGGCCGCAAUGUCACCUGGCACGCAGCAGGCGGAUGAGCUGCUGCGGUCGACGAUUCGGAACAUCCUCGAGCGCGCGACGCAGAGCGAGUCGACGCAGCAGCGCAACAUGCCCCCACCAAUUGUCGGCGGCAGGGCCAACGCUCAGGAGCAGCAUGGUACAUUCAAUGAGCUUGCACCAGCAGACGCGCUCGGGCUUGACUCGAUGUGGGCGCCGCCGUUCGACAUUCUAGACACGCUGUGGACUCAGACGGAAAACUCUUGGCCCGCACAGUAGAUCAGGUCUUCACCCACUUGUAUUCUUGCUAUCUUGGAUAAGAAUGUAACGCAGUCUGGCUGAGCCAAUGAGUGACCACCCAUUUCCAGUACUCUUGGC